Messenger RNA from Orycteropus afer afer, 2505 nucleotides. RefSeq names its product lysine methyltransferase 5B (gene KMT5B). Lineage: Eukaryota; Metazoa; Chordata; Mammalia; Tubulidentata; Orycteropodidae. The record is from RefSeq and is a predicted model, not a curated record. Gene Ontology annotation, molecular function: histone H4K20 methyltransferase activity; protein binding. Gene Ontology annotation, cellular component: nucleus.
AUGGACGUGGUGACAGGCAACGGCAAUCCUGGACUCGAGGGGCAGAGCCGCUACGUCCCGCCGUCCGGGAUGUCUGCCAAGGAGCUCUGCGAGAACGAUGACCUAGCAACCAGCUUGGUUUUGGACCCCUAUCUGGGUUUUCAGACCCACAAAAUGAACACGAGCGCCUUUCCUUCGAGGAGCUCAAGGCAUAUUUCAAAAUCGGACAGUUUUCCUGCCAACAAUCCUGUCAGGUUCCGGCCUAUUAAAGGGAGGCAGGAAGAACUGAAGGAAGUGAUUGAGCGUUUUAAGAAAGAUGAGCACCUGGAGAAAGCCUUCAAGUGUCUGACGUCAGGCGAAUGGGCACGGCACUAUUUCCUUAACAAGAACAAGAUGCAGGAGAAGUUAUUCAAAGAGCAUGUAUUUAUUUACUUGCGAAUGUUUGCAACUGACAGUGGAUUUGAGAUACUUCCUUGUAAUAGAUACUCUUCAGAGCAAAAUGGAGCCAAAAUAGUUGCAACGAAAGAGUGGAAACGAAAUGACAAAAUAGAGUUACUGGUGGGUUGUAUUGCCGAACUUUCAGAGAUGGAGGAGAACCUGCUACUACGCCACGGGGAGAACGACUUCAGUGUCAUGUACUCCACGCGGAAGAACUGCGCGCAACUCUGGCUCGGCCCCGCUGCCUUCAUCAACCACGAUUGCAGACCUAACUGUAAGUUUGUGUCUACUGGCCGGGACACCGCAUGUGUGAAGGCUUUAAGAGACAUCGAGCCUGGAGAGGAAAUCUCUUGUUACUACGGAGAUGGGUUUUUUGGAGAAAACAAUGAGUUCUGUGAAUGUUACACUUGUGAAAGACGGGGAACUGGUGCUUUUAAAUCCAGAGCAGGACUGCCUACUCCUGCUCCUGUCAUCAAUAGCAAAUACGGACUCAGAGAAACCGACAAACGGUUAAAUAGGCUUAAAAAGUUAGGGGACAGCAGCAAAAAUUCUGACAGUCAAUCUGUCAGCUCUAACACCGAUGCAGAUACCACUCAGGAAAAACACAGCGCAACUUCUACCCGAAAAUCUUCAGUUGGUGUGAAAAAGAACAAGAGCCGCACACUGACCAGGCAGUCUCUGUCUAGAAUUCCAGCUUCGUCCAACUCUACCUCAUCAAAGCUAACUCACAUAGACAAUGCCAGGGUACCAAAGAAACUGAAAAAGCCUGCCAAGCCUUUACUGUCCAAGAUAAAAUUAAGGAAUCACUGCAGACGGCUGGAGCAAAAAAGUGCUUCCAGAAAACUUGAAAUGGGAAACUUAGUACUUAAAGAGCCUAAAGUAGUUCUGUAUAAAAAUUUGCCCAUUAAAAAAGACAAGGAACCAGAGGGACCAGUACAAGCUGAAGUGGCCAGUGGGUGCUUGACCAGACACGCAGCAAGAGAACACAGACAGAACUCCGUGAUAGGUGCUCACACGCAGGGUGAGGGCUCACCCUGCUCUUACAUCACCCGGCGGUCAGCGCGGACGAGGCUGAGCCUGCAGGAGGCCUCUGACAUCAAGCUGGACCCAAACUCAGUGGACAGCUACAAAGACAGCACAGCAGAGCCGUGUGCCAAUGGGGACGGGCAGCCGCCCCCCGGAUUGCAGGAGGAGGACCUGGCUCGUGGAAACGUACAGAAGGGGGAUGCAAAGUGUCACCGGAGUGACACUGGCGUAGCAAAAAAGAAAUCGCGCCAAGGAAGGCUUGUGAAGCAGUUCACCAGAAUAGAGGGGUCUGCCCUGGUGCACAGCUCCCCCGCCAGAGACGGUGCAGGGCCGGAUGUGCCGGGCCCCCAUCCCGAGCCAGGGGAGCACAGUGGGACGGGGGGCCCGCCUGCAGGCCGUGCAGACUGGGCUCCCUCCGCCGGCGGCCACUCGAUGGUCACAGCAGACAGUUUCCAGGGCAAAGACGGCUUUAGGACUGCCAAAAGCAAGAAGAAACGGCGCAUCACGCGAUACGAUGCGCAGUUGAUCCUGGAAAACAGCUCGGGGAUCCCCAAACUGACCCUUCGCAGGCGUCAUGACAGCAACAGCAGGCCGAGCGAGCAGGAGAAGGAUGGGGUGAACUCUUCAAAGAUAAGCAUCAAGUUAAGUAAAGACCACGAGAGCGACAGUAACCUGUAUGUGGCCAAGCUGAACAGCGGCUUUAACUCGGGGUCGGGCAGCAGUUCCACGAAACUGAAAAUCCAGCUGAAACGGGACGAGGAGGGCAGGCCGUCGUACGCAGAGGGCCUCCACGAGAACGGGGUGUGCUGCAGCGACACGCUCUCUCUGCUGGAGUCCCGCAUGGAAGUCGGCGACUACAGUCAGUACGAGGAGGAGAGUACCGAUGAGUCCUCGUCCUCAGAGGGCGACCAGGAGGAAGAGGACUACGACGAUGACUUUGAAGAUGACUUUAUUCCUCUCCCCCCGGCGAAGAGAUUGCGGCUGAUCGUUGGGAAGGACUCCAUUGACAUUGACAUUUCUUCAAGGAGAAGAGAAGACCAGUCCUUGAGGCUCAACGCCUGA